This is a messenger RNA of Phacochoerus africanus (Common warthog), 2645 nucleotides long. RefSeq names its product DnaJ heat shock protein family (Hsp40) member A3 (gene DNAJA3). Gene Ontology annotation, biological process: negative regulation of apoptotic process; mitochondrion organization; protein folding. The transcript is spliced from 12 exons. Gene Ontology annotation, cellular component: mitochondrion. Gene Ontology annotation, molecular function: heat shock protein binding; ATP binding; protein kinase binding. Lineage: Eukaryota; Metazoa; Chordata; Mammalia; Artiodactyla; Suidae. Bases 27 to 1469 code for a protein of 480 amino acids. The record is from RefSeq and is a predicted model, not a curated record.
CGCAGGCGCAGUGUCCCCGGGCCAAGAUGGCGGCGCGGUGCUCCCCACGCUGGUUGCUGGUGGCUGUGGGGACCCCGUGGCUGCCGGCUGCAGCGAGGAGAGGGGCCCGGCCGCCCUUGGGGGUUGCGGUGGGGGCGUCGCUCGGGCGGAAUCUGAGCGUCACCGCUUUCGCGUCUUCGCUCGGAGCUCGCGGUGCCCGGGCGCUGCUGACAUUGAGACCCGGUGUCAGCCUCACAGGAGUAAAAAGUUCCCCUUCUGUUUGUACUGCCUUCUUUCACACGAGCGCCACUUUGUCCAAAGAGGAUUAUUACCAGAUAUUAGGAGUGCCCCGAAGUGCCAGCCAGAAGGAGAUCAAGAAGGCCUAUUACCAGCUUGCCAAGAAGUAUCACCCAGACACGAAUAAGGAUGACCCCAAAGCCAAGGAGAAGUUCUCCCAGCUGGCCGAGGCCUAUGAGGUCCUGAGUGACGAAGUGAAGAGGAAGCAGUAUGACACGUAUGGCUCUGCCGGCUUCGAUGCCGGGGCGGGCGGCUCAGGACAGGGCUACUGGAAGGGAGGCCCCACCGUGGACCCAGAGGAGCUCUUCAGGAAGAUCUUCGGGGAGUUCUCCUCCUCCCCUUUUGGAGAUUUCCAGGGUGUGUUCAAUCAGCCUCAGGAGUACAUCAUGGAGCUGACCUUCAAUCAAGCCGCCAAGGGCGUCAACAAGGAGUUCACGGUGAACAUGACCGACACCUGUGAGCGGUGCGAUGGCAAAGGCAAUGAGCCCGGCACGAAGCUGCAGCACUGCCACUACUGCGGUGGCUCCGGCAUGGAAACCAUAAACACGGGCCCUUUUGUGAUGCGCUCCACGUGUCGGAGGUGCGGGGGCCGCGGCUCCAUCAUCACGUCCCCCUGCGUGGUGUGCAGGGGCACAGGACAAGCCAAGCAGAAGAAGAAAGUGAUGAUCCCCGUGCCUGCCGGAGUCGAGGAUGGCCAGACUGUGAGGAUGCCUGUAGGAAAAAGAGAAAUUUUCAUCACAUUCAGGGUGCAGAAAAGCCCCGUGUUCCGGAGGGACGGCGCCGACAUCCACUCCGACCUCUUUAUCUCCAUAGCACAGGCGCUUCUCGGGGGCACGGCCAGGGCGCAGGGCCUGUACGAGACAAUCAAUGUGACGAUCCCCGCUGGGAUUCAGACAGACCAGAAGAUUCGGUUGAGUGGGAAAGGCAUCCCCCGGAUCAACAGCUACGGCUACGGCGACCACUACAUUCACGUCAAGAUCCGAGUUCCCAGGAGACUGACAAGCCGGCAGCAGAGCCUGAUCCUGAGCUAUGCCGAGGACGAGACCGACGUGGAGGGAACGGUGAAUGGCGUCACGAACACGAGCACUGGUGGCAGCACCAUGGAUAGCUCCGCAGGAGGCAAGGCUAGGCCCCAGGCUGGGGAGGACAAGGAGGGAUUCCUUUCCAAACUUAAGAAAAUGUUUACCUCCUGAUAUCCCAGCCGAGGAAAACGGUCCACUGGAAACUAGGCCACAGGCAACAGCCCCUCCUCGUGGCCAGGGCACCUCGGAGGAUCCCACACAGCAGCACGGGGCCCGCCUGCAGAGGCCUCCGGACAGCCUGGCAACAGCCAAACCAUGUGACAACUCACGUCUCCACGGAAGCCCCUGUGGACGGCCCCUGGGCAGUCGGCACGGCAUGCCUAAGGGCCGGUGGUUUCCUGUCCAUGGGUAGGUACACGUGGCCUUGCCUGGCUCAGGCAGAGUCGGACAGCUGGACCCUCCUUGCAGAGCUCAGACUCUCAUUGAAUCGGAUGUGGUGGAGAUCUUAGUUAAUGAAUUAAAGGCCAUGCUUACAGCUUAAAAACGAAGCCUUAAGCUGCACUGACUUGUAGAGUGAUUGAUUUCUCUCUCAGCAAAGCUCCGGGGUGUUCCAGAGUGAGUCUUUCCUGAUCAGGUGUCUUUUCCAGGAACCUGGGGCCUGCACGCCCUGCUGGUGUCGUCCCCCCUCAGCAGGGGUGUCCCCUGGCCCUUCUUGGAGUCUGUUUUGAUUCCCAAAGGUACCAAGUGGCCGGAACCUGGGGGCCUUGGGGGCCCGAGUGACAUGGAUGAAGAGGGUCCCUGGCUAUGGCCCUCUUGACCAUGUGGGCCGCGAUCCCUGUCAGGCCGCUUGCCCCCGAUGUUGAGGUCUGUUCUAAGCCGGGCGUGAGCAGCGCUCCGGCCCCUCUGCUGGACCACAGGCGGCCGUGGCCGGGGGCUCGACUAACGGCCUUUGCUCCGAGCCCUGCCCGCUGCCUGCCGGGGCCUGGUUCUCCCCCCCCCACACUGUUGACCUCUGUUUUCAGAAGUGUGUUUAAAUUAUUCAGUGCUAAGAAUCAUAGUCCUUUCCUUUAUAGAUGUUCGUUCAGAAAAGGAAAGCAGCAGCCCUCCAGCCAGAGCAACCCUGCUCCCCAGCCUCGGCCUGUAGGCAGGGUGGGUCCCAUUGUGUUUCCAGACACCCUGCUGUGCUGAGACAGGUUAAUGGAGAGCCAGUCUGGAUAGCUUCCUUCUUGUUUUCCUUCAUAAUUUACUACAAUAAAGCAUCUACUAGCGUCUAAUCUAAGAAUGUAAAAUGAUUCUGUAUCAAUGUAAAUAAGAUUAUCUACUGCAGAAAUAUAUUUAAAACCUAAA